Callithrix jacchus (white-tufted-ear marmoset) is the source of this 6104-nucleotide messenger RNA. RefSeq names its product solute carrier family 30 member 10 (gene SLC30A10). Gene Ontology annotation, cellular component: membrane. Gene Ontology annotation, biological process: intracellular zinc ion homeostasis; detoxification of zinc ion; manganese ion transport. NCBI's taxonomy places the organism in Eukaryota, Metazoa, Chordata, Mammalia, Primates, Cebidae. The record is from RefSeq and is a predicted model, not a curated record. Gene Ontology annotation, molecular function: zinc ion transmembrane transporter activity.
GGGCAGGGUUGCCCCAAGCCUGUGCUUCGGGACCUUGCACCUGGUUAGUAUGGAAUCUGCCCUGCAAGGUGCCUUUGGGCACGUACUCGAAGGUGUUCACGUCCACUGCAGCGAACACACCCCACAGCAGCCAAGGCCCUUAUCAAUGAGUCAGCAGGACACUGGCGACCCUGAGGGCCCGCAGACGAGGGGUGUCUGGGUGAAUCCCACCUUUGCGCGGGGAGGGGGUCUGCGAAGAUUGACAUCCAGACACGCCCCCUCUCCUCUGCAGCGCCCCUCUCUGCACAGUCCUGUCCCAGAAGCAGAGACAUCGGCUCGUGGCCACCUGCCAAGUCAGGCCGAGGCCGCGAGGGAGGGGAAAGGAGGAAAGGAGCCGCGGGAAGCGGCGCACGGGCUGUUCAGAUACUGCCGCCGCCACUCCUUUAGACUCUGGCCGUGCGGGGACUGGCUGGGCUCGGCCUCGAGAUAUAAAAAGCGGCGGAGCCGGGCCGGCGAGACAGCCCAGGAGGCGGGUACCGGUCCUCGCGGAUCCGCGCCGCGCCCCCACCUGUGGCUGCGCGCGGGCGGGCUGUGCUUCCCGGGGCGGCGCCCGGUGCCAGCAGCUAGUGGCGAGAUGGGCCGCUAUUCGGGCAAGACGUGCCGGCUGCUCUUCAUGCUGGUGCUCACCGUCGCCUUCUUCGUGGCGGAGCUGGUCUCCGGCUACCUGGGCAACUCCAUCGCGCUGCUCUCCGACUCCUUCAACAUGCUCUCCGACCUGAUCUCGCUGUGCGUGGGCCUGAGCGCCGGCUACAUCGCCCGGCGCCCCACCGGGGACUUCCACGCCACCUACGGCUACGCCCGGGCCGAGGUGGUGGGCGCGCUGAGCAACGCCGUGUUCCUCACCGCGCUCUGCUUCACCAUCUUCGUGGAGGCCGUGCUGCGCCUGGCCCGGCCCGAGCGCAUCGAUGACCCGGAGCUGGUGCUCAUCGUCGGCGCCCUGGGGCUGUUGGUCAACGUGGUGGGGCUGCUCAUCUUCCAGGACUGCGCCGCCUGGUUCUCGUGCUGCGGGCGGGGUCGCGGUCGCCGCCUGCAGCAGCGUCAGCAGCUGGCGGAGGACUGCGCUCCCGGUGCUUUCCCGGGACCCCAGGGCCCGGAGAACCUGCGGGGCGCAUCGGCCCCGACAGCCCCCGGCUUGGACUCGGUCGUAACCCUUCGGGGGACCUCGGUGGAAAGAAAGCAGGAGAAGGGGGCGACCGUGUUCUCAAACGUAGCAGGUGAUUCCUUCAACACCCAGAAUGAGCCAGAAGAGAUGAUGAAAAAAGAGAAAAAGUCUGAAGCUCUGAAUAUCAGAGGUGUACUUUUGCAUGUGAUGGGAGAUGCCCUGGGGUCCGUGGUUGUGGUCAUCACGGCCAUCAUAUUCUAUGUGCUUCCCCUGAGGAGUGAGGACCCAUGUAACUGGCAGUGUUACAUUGACCCCAGCCUGACUGUCCUCAUGGUCAUCAUCAUUCUGUCAUCUGCCUUCCCGCUCAUCAAGGAGACCGGUGCCAUUCUGCUGCAGAUGGUCCCCAAAGGAGUCAACCUGGAAGAGCUGAUGAGUAAACUCUCUGCUGUGCCUGGAAUUAGCAGUGUACAUGAAGUACACAUCUGGGAACUUGUAAGUGGAAAGAUUAUUGCCACCCUGCAUAUCAAGUAUCCUAAGGACAGGGGAUAUCAAGACGCUAGCACUAAAAUUCGAGAAAUCUUCCACAGUGCGGGAAUCCACAAUGUCACCAUCCAGUUUGAAACUGUGGACUUGAAGGAACCCCUGGAGCAGAAGGACGUACUGUGGCUGUGCAACUCCCCCUGCAUCUCCAAGGGCUGUGCUAAGCAGCUGUGUUGUCCCCCUGGGGCACUGCCUCUGGCCCAUGUCAAUGGCUGUGCUGAGCACAAUGGUGGGCCCUCUCUAGACACAUACGGAAGUGAUGGCCUCUGUAGAAGAGACACAAUGGAAGUGGCUAUUGAAGUGUCUUUGGACAGCUGUCGGAGUGACCACGGACAAACUCUUAACAAAACUCAGGAGGACCAAUGUCAUGUCAACAGCACGCACUUUUAAUCUGGUACCCACGUAAUCAGACUGUAUAGACAAUGCACUUUGGAACCACCAGCGUGGCUCAUAAGAAGAGCUUCGUGGGUUGUAGGCUCAGACCAGAGUUGCAGUGUGCACGCUCUGUGUUCACUAGGGGUUGGCUGUUUGGGAUUUUAGUUAAACAUGUCUGCGAAUUUUAUGUAACUGGUAACCCCUUUCUAUUCCCGAGUGUGUCAUGCUGCUUUUUGACUGUUUCAGCUUGAACAUGCGUUUCUCUAAAGCAAACUGCACUAGUGUGUGUAUCAGGGACGUUCACGUCUGGGCCUGGGACUCAGUAACUGCAGAUACAUUGUUCAAAGAAGUUCUUGUCUCUAAACUGAUGAGAACUUCUAGCUGAUGCUCAGGUGAGAUCAUAGCUUAAAUACAUUGAAAAAACUAAAGUACCACAGUAGCUAUAUUUUCCCCAUUCCCCUUAAUGAUCAUAAAAGAGGCAAGUUAAGUAUUUCUGGCACUAAAGAAAUAUCUUUUUUCUUUGAUUCAUUUUUGAAUAAAUGUAAAAUGAAUAACUCUUAAGGUAGAAAAUAUUAUCAGAGCAUUGUAUAGGAGGUAAAGGUUAGUAGGGUUUUUUUUUGUUCAUCUCUACUUUUUGUGAGGUGAGAGAUAACAAAUGUUUACUUUCUGCUGUGAACUGAACUGCAGCUAUAGGAUGUUUCAAAGGUUUAAAUAUAUAAUACAUCUUUUUCACAUGGAAGUGAGGGGCUAUUUCAGCUUCCUCAAGUAUGACAGAUACUCAUGCUGUCUUUCAGAGUCAGUACAGUUGGGGCUGUUUUCAUUUAGUGCUUUGAUAAUGAUUUACUUAUUUUUCCAAAUUUCCUUUGACUUUUCUUUCAUAGGAUCUCAUUGGUCUAUGCAGCAUUUACCAGAAAAGCAUAUUCCUGGGAUAGCAGAAUGAAUAACAUUGAGUAUUAAUUCUUGUCAAAUAAAUAAGCUAGACUGCAUUCUCUUUAAUCAGACAUAUUUUAAAGUAUUUACUAUAGUUGUCAACUAGUGACUCAAUGGAAAAGUUGAUGUCCAAGGGAGAAAUGAGAAUUAGCUUACUUGCUGCGUUUGAUGUGCUUUUGAGGAACUUAAAAUUUUCUUUUAUGUCUCUGAUCCAUAUUACCAAGUUCAAAUAAAAUUUUUAUCAUCAGAUUCAGACCCAUAACCGAACUAUAUUGGUAGUAGAGAAGCAUCUGUCAUGUAUUUAACACAUUGUUCAGACAUCAAUAUUUAAAUAAGAAGUCUCACAGGUAUGAGAAAAUGGGAAGUUCCUCACCGGACAACUAGUAUCGUCUUUGGUAGAUUGCAAGAUUGUCUGAAAAUCACCAUCUCUUAGCAUGUAAAGUCCUGUUUAGAAUCUGCACAGGAUUUAUCAGAGGUGCUGGGUUGAUAAUGAAGACAGCAUCCAUGAUUUUUCAGAACAAACAUCAUAUUUAAACAAUUUAUCUUAGUCCUAAAUUUGAAGGCUGAAAUAAAUGGCUAUGAUCAGUAGGAUAGAAUUUUUUUUGCAGAAACAGGGUCUCGCUAUGUUGCCCAGUCUGUAGAAACAGGGUCUCGCUAUGUUGUCCAGUCUGUAGAAACAGGGUCUUGCUAUGUUGCCCAGGCUGGCCUUGAACAGCUAACCUCAAGUGAUUCUCCUGCCUCGGUCUCCCAAAGCCCUGGGAGAACAGGCAUGAGCCACUGCACCUGUCCAGGAAAUUCUUUAUUCCUUGAAAAUGUAUUUUCUGAGUUUAAACUGGCUGUGAAUUAGGUACAUAGAAAAAUGCCUAAAAAUGUUUUUAUUUCUAGGAGCUUAUUGGGCUAGGUUAUAUGCACUUUAUAAGCUCAAAGGGGUUAAUAAGUAAGACAUUUAUCUUUUUAGUAUUAAAAGUGUGGCAUGUACUCACUCAAAACAGUGAAACCUCUAAGAAACUCAGCAUGGAGAUAAGUGGGCCAGAUUCUUUUAUAUAAACAUUGGUUGAAAUGCCUUAGACCAAGCCAAAAAAGAAAUUUUUCUCUGACGUCCAAAUCUGAAGGUCUUAUUUUAUUUCACAUCAUUUUGCCUUUAUUAAAAAGGAAAAAUUAUAAUUUCACAGUUUUUGUGCAACUGGCUGAAGGAAUGCAUAUUAGUUUGCAUUUAAACACUGUUCUUUAAUCUCUAAAAUAUUUUUCUGGAUAAGAAAAGGCACUUAAUUCCACUAUAAUUAAACCUAACUUUAGAAAACUAUCCUGAUAGACACUUACCAGAUUAUGGCCUGGAGGCAAUGUGAAAUAAUACCUUUUUAAGGCAGUUCGGCUGAGUGCAUUUAAUAAUGUCCAAUCAAGCUAAGCGCAAUUAUUUUGUAUUGGGUUGGCUGGCUUGCAUUUGCUACCUCUGGCUCUGCCAUGCCUGCUGUAUGCUAUUUUCACUUGCAUUUCACUCUCUCUUUAAUCGUCCUGCCUUUUAAUUCUCCCAGGAAAAUACAAGAGUCUUCUUUUUCCCUUUGAAUUAGCCCUGCUUUGGAGGCAGUAGCAGCUGAUGAACAGUAGAUUUAAUUCCUUUAAUAUUAGAAAAACACUGCCACCCAGUUUGGUGCUCCUGUAUGCUUAGGUUUUGUACAACCCGGCCCCCACCCCACCCCUGCCACCAACCCCACACCAUAUGUUUAAACAUAAUGUUUAAAUAGUUUGUGUGUUAGGUCAGGGACCAGUUGUCCUGUGUGCUAACCUGGCCUUCUACACACACCUACUGCACUUUUGUUUCUAUAGAAACAGUCCUUUCCACAUUAUUUUAGCAUUGGCUAUAGGAAAUACUAUAUCUGCUUCAUUUCCUGACUCCCAGCAUUACUUUUGAAAAUAUAGGUUAAUUUUUUAAUGAUAUUGGGCCAUUAUGAAUACCCACAGAGAUACCAGGCUCCAUUGUUGACAGAAAAAAAAAUUGCUCUCUAAUUUCUUGAUAAAAUAUCAAUAAAACAGAUAGACAUUAUUUGAGGAAGAAUUAAGAAUAUUCUCUUCUCCAUAUUUAGUUCUCUCUUUUUUUUUUUUUUUUUUUUUUUUUGUCGUUGGCUGAGCAAAUUCCAGUAGCGGUAAACAAAAACCUCUAAAGUUCAGUAGGAAUAGAUGUUUUGAAUGUCAAGGACAUCACUCAGGUAGAUUUGGGAUUACAGUGAGACAGCUGCCCUGUGAGGUCAUAGGAACAUUUGUGAGGGUUACUCCAGGGGUUCAGUCUUGGCAUUAUUUACAUUUUGCAUUGGAUGUGUUCCUGCUCCUGAUGUGAGAUGUGUAUCGUAGGAUAUUUAGCGGCACCCCUGACCUCUGUUCAUAAAUGCUGGUCCUGUCCCCUCAAGUUGUGACUACCAACAACGUCUCCAGACAUUGCCACAUAUAACCUGGGAAAAAGAAUUUGCCCCAAGUUCUGAGCCACUGGGUAAAACUAAGUGUAAUUUAGAGACAAUGUUGAUGAAAGCCUCUUUGAAGUCCCAUAGUCCUUUUAAUAAUGAAUUCUGCAGAAUUUGCUUUUAAAAACAUAUUUUUAAAGGCAAGAGCAGCCUAUUCAUAAAAAUUGCAGUUGUUUCUAAAUAGGAACUUUGCACAUUAGAGAAAAAAUGUAAUUUGAAAUGAAAAGCCCUUACAAAUCCCUUCAUACACAUCAGUCAUUAUAAUAUUAAAUGAAAUGAAGAAAAAAGCAUUUGGUCUCACCCUUCCGUGCUGAUCUCUUUAACUCCUGAGUAUCUUCAAUUUGAUGAGUCCACUACCGAAUGAGACUGGACAGUUAUCAGCACAAUCGACUCCUGGGGUUAAGAUGUUUAAUUCUCCUUCAUGUUUAAAACGAUCAACUUUAAACUUCACUUUGUUUCUUAUUAGUUCCUGGUAAGCAGCUCAUCUUAGUGCUAACGACAAGUUCAGAUAUUAAAAAUGUCUUUGUCAUUUAUGGCUAAUUUUAUCUUUUGCCAAAUCUUAUCUGUUUUCUUCAAGAGAGCAAAAUACAUUUCCUGAUUUUAAAGUAUCCUGCUUCUAAAUAUGUUUUUUCUUGUAGUAAAAGACUGAAAAAAAAACAAAAAAA